UACGAGCCUCGGCGGCGGGUGGAUGCGGGGGGGAGCGGAGCAGAGCGCAGCGGCUCGGCACGGCGUGGAGUGGGGUCACACCGGGGCCGUCUGACGUGCUGGGGAGCCGGGCCGGGCUCCGGUAACCGGCCAUGGCCUCCAAACUGCUGCGGGCGGUGGUGCUGGGACCCCCCGGCUCGGGGAAGGGGACGGUGUGCGAGAGGAUCGCCCGUAGUUUUGGGCUCCAGCAUCUUUCCAGCGGUCAAUUCCUGCGGGAGAAUCUCCGCGGGGGCGGCGAAGUUGGCGCCCUGGCGAAGCAGUACCUUGGGCGAGGCCUGCUGGUGCCAGACCAUGUCAUCACCCGCCUGAUGAUGACGGAGCUGGAGAAGCGGCGAGAGCAGCACUGGCUGCUGGAUGGUUUCCCUCGGACUCUGGGGCAAGCGGAGGCACUGGACAGGAUCUGUGAACUGGACCUGGUGAUCAGCUUGAACAUCCCCUUUGAGACGCUGAAGGAUCGCCUGAGCGCCCGCUGGGUCCACCCUGCUAGUGGGAGGGUCUACAACAUGGACUUCAACCCACCACACGUCCAGGGCGUGGACGACCUGACGGGUGAGCCGCUGGUGCAGAGCGAGGACGACAGACCCGAAGCUGUGGCUGCCCGGCUCAGGAAGUACAAAGAUGCUGCAAAGCCAGUGAUGGAGCUGUACAAGAGCAGGGGCAUCCUUCACUCCUUCUCAGGGACAGAGACCAACAAGAUCUGGCCGUACGUGUACACUCUGCUUUCCAGCAAGAUCCCACCAGUCCUCUCAGAUGAGGAGAACUAAACAGCCUGUGCCAAGGACCGAGACUUCAUUUGACCGCAGAUUUGGGCUCUCGGCACAGUGCUGGGGCCGUGCUCAGGUCGCCUGGUAUCUGAAGUCUGUUCUCCUGCGUGCUGGGUGACAUCAGUGGAUGUGUGACUAUAGCCAGUGUCAGGAUGAAAAGAUCUUUGCUUAUAAGGUCAAGAUUGCUAGAAUAAGUGUUCUUUUUUCUUUCCCUGUUGUGAGGCUAGAAAGUAAUCCUGCCUAUGGUCCAACACUCAGAUCAGUGAUGCAGACCUGGCUGGUGAUCAUACCAGGCUUUCAGAGCCUGUCCUGAUGUCCUUGCCACCCCAGUCUCUGGUUGAGCCAACAAUGUGCCAUCCACAGUCCUUUUUACUGCAGAUUACUCUCUAGGUUAGGAUGGGGUUGUUGUUCUUUGUUUAUUUUCUAGAGACUAUUUUCUAUUAAAUUUAUUUCUCAGAGAAAUAAAGCUCUAAAAAGCAAGAUUUAGCCUGGUGGGAAGAGGUGAGCAACGUGGAAAACACAUACACCAUGAUGCUCAGAGAUAUGAAGAUCCAGCAUUAAUAGACACAAAAGAGGGAACACCUGGGAGGUGAAGCACCUGUUUGGGCUUCUUCCAUGAAACUCCUGCUAGAAAAAGCUGCUGUACGGUUUAGUUUUCAUGAGAUGCUGUGACCCUGAGCAGGAUCUCUGCUGGGGAUGAGUUGCACCUCCUUUGUGCUUACUUUGUUUAUAGAUUUUAAUACUACAAGCUAAGAGUUUCUCCCAAGGAUGUAUUUCAGUGUGAGAAAUCAAGUCAUUCCAUCUGCUGUGCUGCCUUUGUCCUUUGGGAAGAUGUGAACACGGUACCAUAACUGCUUCCUGCUGCAGCAUCCCUGGCAGAAGCAGCUCCUUCCCCAUGAAUCCUCAGAGGGAUGAGAGUCUUCCCUUCCUUGGGACAUGAGCAGGGGCUGCUGAGGGUUGUGCCCAGGUGUAUCCCCCAGAUCUACAGCAUCACCUGAGCAUCUUGUUCCUCCCCUCAUGUCCAGGAGCUCUGUGGCUGGGUGGGUUUUCUCAACUGGAAGUACUGUAACUGUAGGAUGCAGUACCUAAGCAGUGGGGACAUCCUUGCUGUCUCCUUGAGUUGCCUUAUUUUAUAAACUCUAUAUUUAAUUAAAACAAAACAAAUGUGUAUUUUUAAAGGUUUAAAAACAAAAGAAGUGCUGGAUUUUAGCACUGAUUUUUGGGAGCUGGGAACAAAGCUGUUUGUGUUCUGGUCUGCCAUGGGUGGAGGGCAGGAAUGCCAUCACUCCUUGACACCCCUUUGAUUUAUUAGAGCAGCCUGGGCAGGUUUCUGUCUCUAAAACGUGGCUGGGGUUGGUUUUGUGGUGAGAAGGGAGAGCUGAGUGGCUUUUUGAGGGGCGCAUGGGCUCCCUGUGCCAAAGUUCAGUACAUCCCCGGGACUGUUUUCUCCCUGCUGAGCCACCCACCUCCUCCUGCUGGCAGAGCCCUGACACUUGCUUUCCCUGUUGGAGGCGCCUUUGCCUGGUGUUCUCCUGAUAACAGGGACAGAAGCCACCAGGCAUCUUCUGGGUGAGCUCCCUGCCCAUGUGCUACCUGCUUGGGUGAAAGCCAUGAUGCAGCAGGAGCAUCCCAGGUGGGAAGAGAGGGACAAUCACAUUUCACUGCUGUCCCUGGUGGUGUUUCUGUCCCCCACCCCGACCAGAGCGCCUGGUCUGAGCGUGCUAGGGCAGACUCAAAUCUUCCACCCUGCAAUGGAAAUCCUGUUUAAGAAAGAUUGUAGGUUUUCUCAUGACCCUCAGACAAAGGUCUGGGUGCUUUUAAACAGACAGCUAGAAAUAGCCCAAGUGUCUGUUUGCUUUGCUUUUUGACAGCCUUGGGCAGGACAGGAGGAGGUGAUGGGAGGGGUUUUCAGGCCAUAAAAGCAUCCUGGCCACAGUGGGUGUCUCUGUUGGAGCUGAGUGCCAGGCAGUGGGGUGCUGCUCCCUGCUUUCCCUUGCCUGCCUCUUGUAUCUUCAUCUCUCCCUGAGGACAAGCUUGCCCCAUGCAGUGCCAGCACCAGGGCAGGGCUUUCAGAUGGCUUUGCCCCAGGAGAACCACCCCAGAGCUUGUUUCAGAGGCUUUCAGCCCUAUGGUGUGUAUAGAAGUCCCUUGAGUGUGCAUGCAUCAAUCCCUUGGGGCAGAUUUUUCUACAAGAGUUGUCAUAGGGUGCAUUUGCAGAGGCCAAAUGCCAGCAGGGAUAAGGCCCUGGGGAGACCUGUGUCCCUGGCCUGUCGUCCCUGCUGUGCUCUCCUGUUUACUGUGACCACCACUCCUCUUCUAAAGCCCCAGCGAUUUUGUACCGACCCCAGACACGGUGUGCUGGGAGGAGCAGGGGCACCCUGCUACUGGGGCACUCCUGGCACAUCAGCCUGAGUUUUCUUCCCAGACUCCUUCCCAGUGACUCUCUGCAGCUGUGUUACUGCCUGAAAGAUGUAAAUAAAUUGUUUCCUCCUGCUUA
Pogoniulus pusillus (Red-fronted tinkerbird) is the source of this 3300-nucleotide messenger RNA. RefSeq names its product adenylate kinase 4 (gene AK4). The record is from RefSeq and is a predicted model, not a curated record. Gene Ontology annotation, molecular function: ATP binding; nucleoside diphosphate kinase activity; AMP kinase activity. Gene Ontology annotation, biological process: nucleobase-containing compound metabolic process. Lineage: Eukaryota; Metazoa; Chordata; Aves; Piciformes; Lybiidae. Gene Ontology annotation, cellular component: cytoplasm; mitochondrion. The coding region runs from base 132 to 803 and encodes 223 amino acids. The transcript has 5 exons.